Molecule: messenger RNA, 1461 nt
Organism: Guillardia theta CCMP2712
Lineage: Eukaryota; Cryptophyceae; Pyrenomonadales; Geminigeraceae
Exons: 8
Coding region: 1-1461 (486 amino acids)
Source: RefSeq, a predicted model, not a curated record
AUGCGAUGGCCGGCGAUAGCGAUGCUCAUGAUGAUCGGGGCAGCUGCUGCAGGAGGGAGGGAGGGGAGGGAAGGCGGAGGAGGAAGAGAAGCCUUGCCGACGAGCAGGGGAGACGAGAUUGUUGUUUCUCAUCCUCGACAAGACGAGCUGGUCGUACUGCAAGAGCACGCGAACUUUACGAUCACGCUGUCAGUAGGUGGGAGAUUGAAAGUUCCUCUCCAUGGCUUGCUUGUUCUGCAUCUCAAUGAGGAUCGGAUAGCAAUAUUGUGUCCAAAACCUGCAGAGCAACUCGAAGAUUGUCCGAAUGGGCCAACGGAGGAGGGGGAUGGAGACGUGGAAGGCAAUGGUGAAAAGUGCAAGGAGUUCAGUGUUGAGGUGGGGGGUUUGAAGACAGCAGAGUAUGUUCUGACGGUAGAACUUGUCGAUGUCCUGGGAAAUCCGAUAAGAAUAGCUCGACGACACUUCAACGCUCUUGUGUUGAACGAGAUCGACGAGUCUUUGCCUCCUCAUCCUGUUUUCAAUGUCAUCAUCUUCUCUAUGGACAGAGCUUGUCAGCUAGAUCAACUUCUUAGCAGCGUGCAAGAGAGGAUAGUCAACGCAAACAGCAGCAUGUUCAGAUGGCAGGUCUUGUACAAGUUCUCGAACAAGAAGUUCGGAGAUGGCUACAGGAAAGUCAAGAAGAUGUUCCCCUGGGUGAGUUUCCAUCAGCAGAGCAACCUCAGCUCUUCGGUUACCUCCGCGUACUUUGACAUGUUUGUUGCGGAGGGAGGCGAUGCAAAAUCUUUCAAGGGUGACUACCUUCGACUCGUAGACGACCGAUCGCCUUUCAUCUUGCACUUUGUCGACGACAUGGUGGUCACUGGGGUGUGGAGCGUGCAAGAGCAAGUGUUCGCAUACCGCCUGCUGUCUCUCCGUCCGGAUGUCCUCACGGUUUCACUGAGAUUACACCCUGGGAUAACCAGAUGCUACGCCACCGGGUCAGACAGGACGCCGCCCCCAAGUUUCGAUCCUGAGAUGACGUGGAACUGGAUGAACAUGAUGGGGGACUGGGCAUAUCCCAUGUCGUUGGACGCUCAUAUCUUUCGCACGGAAGACCACGCGCGACUCGCCAUGGCGCUUCAAUACAUGAACCCUAACACGCUGGAGGGUCAGAUGGCAAGCUUCUGCUUCUCGGGUAACUCAGCUUGCCCACCGAGAAUGUCCUGCUACCGAGAGGCGAAGGUAAUCAACAUUCCAGCCAACAGAGUGCAGAAUACGUUCCCCAACAGAUACAUGUCAGAUGCCCCGAGCCCGGCGUUGCUCAACACCGAGUUUCUCUUCAACCGUCGACUCAUCACGAAACAUCUCUGGGAUAAGACGUUUGAUACCGUUCACGUCCCGCAGCCAUUGAUCUUCGCCGUCGGCAACUUGCAGCAUGAAAUGUCAGAGAUAGUACGUGAGCCCGGCGACGACAGUGAGUAA